AGCCGGUGGUGUGCGGGGAGGGCGCUCAGUGGUGCGGCCGGCGGGCGGCGAUGGCGGCCGUUCGGGGCCUGCGAGUGUCGGUGAAGGCAGAGGCCCCGGCGGGACCGGCCUUGGGGCCCCUGUCGCCUGAAGCGGAGUCCGGUUUGGACCGCGGCGAGCCGGAGCCCAUGGAGGUGGAGGAGGGCGAGCUGGAGAUCGUGCCGGUGCGGCGCUCGCUGAAGGAACUGAUCCCGGACACAAGCAGGCGAUAUGAAAACAAGGCUGGCAGCUUCAUCACCGGAAUCGAUGUCACCUCCAAGGAAGCAAUUGAAAAGAAAGAACAGCGAGCCAAGCGCUUCCAUUUUCGAUCAGAAGUAAAUCUCUCCCAAAGGAACGUUGCCUUGGACCGAGACAUGAUGAAGAAAGCAAUCCCCAAAGUGAGACUGGAGACCAUCUACAUUUGUGGCGUAGAUGAGAUGAGUACCCAGGACAUCUUCUCCUAUUUUAAAGAAUAUCCUCCAGCUCACAUUGAGUGGUUGGAUGACACCUCCUGUAAUGUCGUUUGGUUGGAUGAAAUGACGGCCGCAAGAGCCCUUAUCAAUAUGAGUUCUCUGCCGGCCCUGGAUAAGAUAAGAAGCAGGGAUGCCAGUGAGGACAAGUCAUCUGAGAAAAGUAAAAAAGACAAGCAGGAAGACAGUUCAGACGAUGACGAGGCUGAAGAAGGAGAAGUUGAGGAUGAGAACUCCAGUGAUGCAGAGUUGGACACAUUGUCUCAGGUAGAAGAAGAGUCUCUGCUAAGGAAUGAUCUUCGCCCAGCUAACAAACUUGCUAAAGGAAAUCGGUUAUUCAUGAGAUUUGCGACGAAAGAUGACAAAAAGGAACUUGGAGCAGCAAGAAGAAGUCAGUAUUACAUGAAAUAUGGGAAUCCAAAUUACGGAGGCAUGAAAGGAAUUCUUAGUAAUUCUUGGAAGCGAAGAUACCAUUCCCGUCGCAUUCAGCGGGAUGUGAUCAAGAAGAGAGCCCUGAUUGGGGACGACGUUGGCCUGACAUCCUAUAAACACCGACAUUCCGGACUAGUGAAUGUUCCCGAGGAACCCAUUGAGGAGGAGGAGGAGGAGGAGGAGGAGGGGGAGGACCAGGACAUGGAUGCCGACGACAGGGUGGUGGUGGAGUACCACGAGGAGCUCCCAGCGCUCAAGCAGACCCGCGAACGGAGCACAUCUAGGCGGUCCAGUGCCAGCAGCUCAGACUCUGAUGAAAUGGACUAUGAUCUAGAACUGAAAAUGAUUUCCACUCCUUCACCAAAGAAAAGCAUGAAGAUGACCAUGUAUGCCGAUGAGGUGGAAUCGCAGUUGAAAAAUAUCAGGAACUCCAUGAGGGCAGACACUCUAUCCACAAGCAAUAUAAAAAACCGAAUUGGUAACAAAUUACCGCCUGAGAAAUUUGCGGAUGUCCGACAUUUGUUAGAUGAAAAACGUCAGCACACACGUCCACGGCCACCAAGCAGCAAUACUAAAACAGAUAUACGCCAGCGAUUAGGAAAAAGACCAUAUUCUCCAGAAAAGCCUUUUAGUAGUAAUCCGGUCGUUCGGAGAGAGCCCUUUUCUGAUGUCCAUAGUAGGCUCGGCGUUCCCAGGCAAGACGUUAAAGGCCUCUACUCGGAUACUCGGGAGAAGAAAUCAGGUAGUUUAUGGACUCGCUUAGGAUCUGCAACCAAGACCAAAGAAAAGAACACGAAGAAAGUGGAUCACAGGACGCCCGGCACUGAGGAGGAUGACUCGGAGCUGCAGAGGGCGUGGGGGGCUCUGAUUAAGGAGAAAGAACAGUCUCGCCAAAAGAAGAGCCGGUUAGAUAACUUACCAUCUCUCCAGAUUGAAGUUAGUCGGGAAAGCAGCUCUGGUUCAGAGGCAGAGUCAUGAUGCCGUUGGAGCCAAGGCAGCUGCCCCAAAGCCUGCCGUCCUUGCGCUGGGUGGGGCGCGCAGGGGGACCCCUGCCUGCGGGCAUUGGCGCCCUUCGUCUUACACAGUCACACCCGCUCUUGCUCCAUCAGCAGGACAUCCUAAGAAUGUGACGUGUUUUGAAGGGCAUCUCUCUCAUCUUUUGCUGCAGAUGUUAUAGUUCUGGGCCCUCGGUUCUUUUCCCGCCGCCCCACAAGCUUUACCCUUUGAGGAAAAGGCAGCCCUCCAGAUUUUGUAGACAUUUUUCUUAAUAUUUUUAACAUUGUGUCUUUUAAAAGAAAUGUUUUACACAGUUCAUCCAAAGAGCAGAGAACUGAACUUCUCACUAUUGCCUUGGCCCUGACAGCUGUUCCCAGCACCCUUUUCCAAGAAAAGUCAAUUCCCAGGUGCUUAUUGGACAGCCUUCGAGGGGGAAGAUGAGGGAAGCUGCCAGCUCACCCUUCCAGGACCCUAGUGUGGGGGCCGAGCCUCAUGGACCUGACCUCAGAGGUGCACCAGUGCCGCCAGGUAGACAGAGCUGCAGCGUCGAUCGCGCCUCAUUCCUCCCUGGGGAUUUAUUUCUGUUAGGGCCUCGGUAGCGCUCCGCGUGACGCGAAGAUCAAGUUCAGUGCUCUGGGAUUUUUAGGAACAAAAACUGUGACUUCUGGAUUGGGGAUGGAUUUUUGUGCUAGGGGUGGGGUCAUGGGUUAAUGUUGAACAAUUUUUAAGUCUGUAUUAUGUUUAAAAAUAUUAAUGAUUUAAAAGUUAAGAUUUUUAAUUUUAUAUGUGAAAAUACUUCCUGUUGGCUACAAGGGAAGCUCCAGUGGUGUCUUCUUAUGUGCUGUUAAAUAUAUAUUCUAUACUUGGGAAGAAGGCAAGGAGAGGAGUCUCAUUAUUUUUAAAUGAUCCAGCUGUAUAGUCUGUACAUAGGGCUCAGCUUGUUUUUUGGCCACUGUAGGGGGAAGAAGCUAAGGUGGGAAUUUGUUGUUUGUUAUCACUUCAGAAGUGAUGCAGUGCUGUUUAUUCUUUCUGUCUCCAAGUUCUAGCGCCUGAAGACAUCUUCAGAACUGACAAGUAAGGUAAUGGCUAUAGAAAUGGUAGUUCCCCUAUUUCUAAACUGCUUGGAUUGCUUUGCCUUGAAAAGGCAGUCGUUUCUUUUGUCUCCCUGUCUGAUUUUUAUUUUGAAGUACGUGGUGUUUGUGUUUCUCUGCCAGCUAAAUAAGAGUGCUUUACUUUGAUUCAGUAGCGCUUAAGAGUUACUGAGAAUAAUCCUUUGUCCCUUUUGUGACUCCUCGCCUGUCUGGAGUGUUCCUGCAGCUCAGGGUUCGAGAGAUCUUUGCUCGUGUCUGAGCCAGUGGUCACACUGCGAGUUGGUUGCCCCGGGGUGUGACCGAAGGCAGAAGGAAGGCUGUUGUGAAUAGAAGGAGGGGCUGUGAGACUUGGGAGCUGCCGCAAAAACUCAGUUGUCAACAUUUGGUUGGUUAACCCCCUUUUUGCCCCUCCCUGUAGGGAGGUUAGAGAGUGUAACUGUAUGUUUGAGCUUUCUAACAGGAUUCUCGGAAAGCACUGGUUCUGGUUUCUCUGCCUCUUGAGACCUAAGGUUUCUGAGCUCUUCGCCCGUGAGGCAGGCAGCUGAGAGCCAGGUUCUUAAGGAGGCGGCAGGAGUUAGGGGGUUGGUCACGUGAGAAGCGCAAGCGCCUGAAUCAGAGACCUGGACACCACCCCCCGGCUCUGCUCCGUGGGCCUGCGUCUCAGCUCCCCUUCUAGAAAACGGAUGGGCUGGUACCAGAGCUGCUGGCUCUGUGGGUGCAUCCAUGGUGGUGUGCUCUUCCCGGAGCUGUGGCUGCAGCGGGCUGGCCAGCACCCCUGUCCGCGGCAGGUGGAGGGAGGGUCAGGGAGACAGCUGAGGGUGUGAGUGAGGGGCUGGGCAGGGGCUGACCCCCAUCCCGUUGCAGCCUCUGGGUCUCCUAGAGAAAGAAAGGUGUCCCCGUGGUCAGGGUCCCCGCUGACAUGCUCUGCGGUGUUCAGAAAACAUCCCUUCUUAGACUCUCUCGAGUUUCCCAGGCAUGACCUUUCCCCACCGUUUGUCCCAGAGCCUUUCAGCCUUCACCAGUCCCCUGGCAGAGGCCAAGGAAGUCUUUCAGGAAGGGUCGUGGUGUGCAGUUAAAAGUCACCUAACGGAGAAAAAUGCCCACCUCGGCAGCCUUGCAGUUCUCAGAAACACGUAGCACCGUGAAAAUCACCUUUAAAGAUGGUAAGAUUAUUUCCCCAAAUUCUUGGCCUCGGCCUCUCACUCUCCAGCCCACACUCAGGCUCUCAGGUCUUGCAGCAUCUUCCGCUGCUCUGGAUGCCCAGGGCCUUUCUUUGGGGUUUGGAGCAAGGAUGGACAGUCGGGGCAGUCCCCUGGCCGGGCGCUCCUCGCGUGAAGGCGACAGGGCUCCGCACUUUUCUCUCUUCCUUUUGGUCUUUACACAGGAGAUUAUAGGUACGUUUUUGCUGCUUCGUAAUACUUGCAGAUAUACCUCAUUUCCGUUUUCCACUCUCCCUCUUGGGAGAGCUGGCGGAGCCCGCGGCCAGGUGGAAACUCCUCCCCUGGCCCCCUCUGGUCUGCUCCCUUGAAUCCCACCCCCUGUCUUGCGUCUUCACUGGCUCCUCUGCCCUGUCUCUCCCUCUCUGUUCUGCAUGCCGCAGCCAGCGUGAACUUUUGGUGUCCGCAGCUGUAUGAAGAUAGAAUUUCACCCAGAGCAGUUCACCCAUUUCACGUGUACGCUUCGGUGGCCUUUAGUAUAUUCACAGAGUUGUGCGGCCCCAUCAUUAACUGUAGAUUGUUUUCAUCACCAAAAUGAACAAACCCUGUACCAUGAGCAGUGCCCUAUUCCCUUUUUCUCCUUGGCAACCAGUUUUGUCUCUGUGGAUUCGCCUGUUCUGAACAUUUCAUAAAAGGGGAAUCAUAUGCUUUGUUGGCUCCUUGUGACCGGCUUCUUUCACUGAACAUACUUCAGGGUUCUUCCGUGUUGUAACGUGUCUCAGUACCUCAUGUUGGUUUUAUUGCCCAUUGUACAGAUACACCAUAUCUCGUUUAUCCGUUCAUCAGUUGAGAGACAGUUGGGUUGUUUCUGCUUUUUGGCUAUUAUGAAUAAUGCUGCUAAAAUUCACACACAAGUUUUUAGACGGAUAUUUGUUUUCAUUACUCUGGGGUUUGUAUAUGGAGGAGUGGAAUUGCUGGGUCAUAUGGUAACUCUCUUUAACCUUUUGAAGAACUGCCAGACUGUUUUUCCAAAGGGUUAUUUUUUUUUCCCCUCUGCUAUGUUCUUCCACAUCUUCAUCAACACUUGUUAUUUUCUGAUGUAAAAUUGGUCUCUGGUUAGGGUUUCGAUUUGUGUUUCCCUGAUGGCUAAUGAUACCAGACAUCCUUCAUUUGGUUUAGGAAGAACAUCCUGUAAGAAGGUUUUUCCUGUUUCUCCUCUGCCUAAAACCUUUCCGAAGCUGCGCCGUUGCUGUUGGGGUGAAUUCUGAACUCCUUUGCCAGGUCGCAAGGUUGGUCGGUAUCAGCUGGUUCUCGCAUCCUCCCUGCUCUCUCCUCACCAGCUCCCUAGGCCCCUUUCAGGCCCUCCAGCCUCCCAGACUCUGCUCCUUGCUAUUCCUCCCUCAUGGAGAUGCACACACAGGCCCUCUUCUCUCUUCCUCAUCCUCAAGGCCUUACGACCUCUUCAGGAAGCUACCGGCGCCUUCCAGAGCCGAGCCAUGGGCCCUGCUGGGUGUCCCACAAAGGAGUCUCCUUACGUUCCAGGGUUAGCGUGUAAAGUCACGCCUAGGAUAAAAACGGAGCAGAACCACGCUUCCUCGCGGGAACCCCGAGGAAGGUGCCGUGUGGAAGCCCACUGUCUCGAGGUCCGGGGUCGCCGGUUCCUGGCCACGUGGGAGUAGAUCGUGGUGUCGUCUUUGGCUGAACGGCAGGAGAAGUGGCUGCCCUGCAGUUAGGGCCGUGUUGUGUAAGGGACACUGAUUUGUAGGCAUUAGACUCACAUUCAGGUGAGCAGCUGGCUUGUGAAGAGGCUCCUGGGAGCUGAGACAGGCCACGGGAGCAGCCCGGGCACCGCGUCAGGCCUCCUGCCUGUCCGUGCAGGGAGUGGAGGGACAGAUGGAUGGAAGGGCCCACUCGGCUUAAGGUUGUUCUCUUUUUCCCAACUUUUUCAGACAAAUGCCAUCUGUUUGCUCAAGUGAAAUGUGUGUGGAAUGCCAGAUCUGUUCUCGCCAAGCCUGUACACUGGAUUGGAAGUCCCUGUUCCUGCCUCGUCGUGUGCUAGACUGUGAGCUCCGUGAGAGCAGGGCCACAUCUGGCUUGUCUGGGGGUCCCGAGUCCAGGUACCGCACUGGCACCUGGCAGGUCCCCAGCUGUGCAUCCCGCAGCUGCAGGAACGGCUCCGACCUCCGAGGCCCCAGGGUCCUCCUCCGGGCCCAUCCUCGUGGUCCUGCCUUGCACACACAACCCUUCAUGUUCACGUUUGGAUUUCUCUGCUAGCAGCCCUAACAAGCAGGCAUCUCCAUGUUGUUGUUUCUGUUCUUCCCACCAGGCCAGUCCAGAGUUGAUGUUGCCUAGAAAGUGUUUAGUAAAUGCAUAAGUCGUGGUAACCCAACCCAGGACUGGUACCUUGUUUGCAGGCUAGUCUGCUUGAGAGGCAGGUUAUUCACCACUGCAUAAACUGUAUUUACAUAAGAAAGAAUCUCACUAAUUAGACCUCUGUAAAAUUCAAAUUUUGAUGAUUUGGCUGUAUCUGAGCUGAAGCUUUUAACUCAGCUCUACAAGGAUUUUGCUGGAGAGGCAUGUAGCAGUCACAUAGACCAGGAUAUUUUAGAAAGCAUUCAUCUGCCCCAGGAGAGCAGGAAAGGAAGCUGGCAGGUGGAUGAGAGGCCCCAAAGAGGGACCACUGGGCCAGGUCUUAGCAUCUGAUCCAAGGGGUCCGCAAAGUGGCAACAGUCCAAAGAAAUAGGACUUGUUCCGGCAGCAGCUCUUUUGCCUAAAGUAGCCUUUCCACCCGCACGCGGGGCACUUUAAAAAUUAUGGUAAGGAGUUCCCAUCUCAGCGCAGUGGAAACGAAUCUGACUAGGAACCAUAUGGUUGUGGGUUUGAUCCCUGGCCUUGCGCAGUGGGUUAAGGAUCCGGCGUUGCUGUGAGCCAUGGUGUGGGUCCCAGACACAGCUUGGAUCUGGUGUUGCUGUGGCUCUGGCAUCGGCCAGAAACUGUAGCUUCGAUUCAACCCCCAGCCUGGGAACCUCCAUAUGCUGCGGGUGCAGCCCUAAAAAGACAAAAGACAAAAAAGUUACGGUGAAAUGCUGACAGGCAAGUUGGAUGAAAGGUAACAGCAGAUGAUGGCCUCACAGAUUAAUUGCUGCACAAUAAGUUUGACGUGUAAGUAUUUGGUUUUCAGUCUUACAUAACAAGGAGUAAAUUAGAAUUUAAAUGAUUUUUUUCUUUGAACCAAAAGGGCAGAAUUUCUUUGAUAAUUGUGAGAACAGCAUACUGGCUUCGAGGCAGACUGUUAACGUAAUCUGACCAACAGUAAUGUAGGCCUUUUCUUACAUGUUCAUAAAAUAAAUCUUAGAAGAAGAAAAA
Molecule: messenger RNA, 7530 nt
Organism: Sus scrofa (pig)
Lineage: Eukaryota; Metazoa; Chordata; Mammalia; Artiodactyla; Suidae
Gene: NCBP3
Product: nuclear cap binding subunit 3
Cellular component (GO): nucleus
Molecular function (GO): mRNA binding; RNA 7-methylguanosine cap binding
Source: RefSeq, a predicted model, not a curated record